AUGAGCGGACAAGAUGCCCAAAUCAUCUUCUUCGGAGACCAGACUGUGGACACUCUCCAGAAUAUCAAGGUUCUCGCCAACCAAGCUCGAACAUCGCCCAUCAUCGCGCGCUUUCUCCGCGAAUGUGCAGAUGUAGUACAGGUCAAUCUUUCAGAACUUGAUACUAAAGAGAAACAGCCAUAUUUGCGAUUUGAGAGCAUUCUUGAAUUGGCUGAAAUCUUUGCCGAACAGAAUACUCCUUUUGAAGCAGUUUCAACAAUUCUGUUUUUCAUCGCACAGUUUGGAGAUCUUCUCUUCCGUGCGGAAAAUGAUCCAUCAUUCUUCAAAGCCAGUCGUAACUCGCCGUCAUAUAGCAUAGGGCUAUGCACUGGGCUCCUCCCAGCAGCCGCAGCAGCAACUGCUGGGGAUGUUGGCGAGCUUCUGACCAUUGGAAGAGUCUUAAUUCCUGUAGCCUAUAGAUUAGGCGUGCAGCAAUGGAGAAGUGCGCAUGAAAUUGAGAGCGCGCCAGGAUCUUGGGCAGUGGCAAUUGUCAGUGUCGAUCCACAAGAGAUUGAGAACAUCAUUAACGCUUUCAACGAUGAUAUGGCCAUUCCCCAACACCGUCAUAUUUAUAUCAGCACAUUGGCCCACCGGUGGGCAGUCAUCUCUGGACCGCCAUCACUGUUCGCAGAGCUGUGGUCCUACUCAAAAACAUUGGCGUCGGCUUCCAAGAUGUCCGUGCCGAUAGGAACCCCUGCUCAUGCUCCCCAUAUUCAGCCUAUUGAUAUAUCCAAAGUUCUCGGUCAAUCACCUGUCUAUGAAUUGCCGAUACGAGACAACGUACAUGUGAUAUCAACUAGUACUUGUCAGCCAUUUGAGGGCCUUACUCUGGGCGAUGUACUCACUGAGGCGCUAGGGGACAUCACAUGUCGGAUGCUGAAUCUUGCUGGAGUCAUCGACUACAUCAUCUCAGAGCUACAUGAUACAGAAAUGGUGAACCUUGAUCCGUUGGGUCCAAAGAGCCAGAUUGAUAGCUUCAAGAAGGCUUUAGAAAACGGUGGCAUCAACUUCACGACACAGUCUGUGCAAUCAGAUGUAAGAAGUGGCCUUCGUGACGGUUCAGAUUUGGUUGCCGUUGUCGGUAUGUCUGCAAGACUACCGGGAAGCGAAGAUAUUGACAGCUUCUGGGAAAUUCUUCAAGCCGGUCAGAAGAUUGAGUCAGAGGUUCCAGCAAGCCGGUUCGACUUGGAAACCCACUAUGAUCCUACUGGAGUCAAGAAAAACACUAUCACCACGCCAUACGGAAGCUUUUUGGACAAUCCUGAGCUUUUUGACAACCGACUAUUCAACGUUUCACCUCGUGAAGCCAAGCAGAUGGAUCCAAUCCAGCGCAUUCUCUUGAUGUGUAGCUAUGAGGCGCUACAAAUGGCCGGAUACACUGCAGAGGCGGCAACUCUAUCCACAAAUCGUGGACGGAUUGCCACCUAUUUUGGCCAGUCGGCUGAUGACUGGCGGGAGGCUAACAAUAGUCAAGACGUCGAUAUCUUUUUUAUACAAGGAGGAGUUAGGCCAUUCUCCACAGGCAGACUGAAUUACCACUACAAAUGGGCAGGAGGCAAUUACUCAGUCGAUUCCGCGUGCGCUGGUAGCUCUACUAGUGUUAUACUUGCAGUUAAUGCUCUUCUUUCUCGAGAAUGCGACACUGCCCUGGCUGGUGGCGGCUCAAUCUAUACUGCCACCACUCAAUAUGCAGGGUUAAGCCGAGCAGGCUUCCUCUCCAAGACUCUUGGUGGCUGCAAGACUUUUAGAGAAGACGCCGACGGCUACCUUCGCGGGGAGGGCGUGGGUCUCGUUGUCCUUAAGCGCCUUGAAGAUGCCAUUGCCGAUAACGACAACGUUUUGGCCGUCUUGAGAAGAGGGGCUAGGAACUACUCUUGGAACUCCAGCUCCAUUACUCACCCAAGCGCCGAUGCUCAAGUCAACCUGAUUCGACAAGUGCUUCGAAAUGCCGAUAUAGACUCCAAGGAUGUGAACUUUGUUGAGGCGCACGGUACUGGCACCCAAGCAGGUGAUGCCAUGGAGAUGGAGGCCAUGACAAGAGUCUUCGGCAGCGAUCGAGCAGAAGACAAUCCUCUCUAUAUUGGUGCCGUCAAGGCCAAUGUUGGACACGGAGAAGCAGCUUCAGGAAUUACUUCUUUAAUCAAGGCAAUCGAGAUGAUUCGCAGAAAGACUAUACCGAAGCAACCGGGGUUUCCAGGGCCUCUCAACCCGAAGUUUCCGCCGCUGGGCAACAUGAACAUUCAUAUCCCCGAUCAAACAUUUCCGUUUAAAUCUAGCCCUUCCAGCAAAGAUGGCAAAAGGAGAAUCUUGAUUAACAACUUUGAUGCCUCUGGUGGCAAUAAUAGCAUGCUUCUGGAAGACGCGCCCGAAAGACAGCACAAGUCUGAAGAUGACCCAAGAAAGUUUUAUACGGUAGCCGUAUCAGCACGAACAACAUAUUCUCUCCAAAAUAACGCACGCCGGCUUUUGGAGUAUCUAGAAUCUCAUCAAGAUGUCCAGUUAUCUGAUUUGGCCUAUACAACCACCGCAAGACGAAUCCACGAGGACCUGCGAAAAGCAUAUACCGUACAAAGUGUCAGCGAGCUGCAGCAGUUACUAGCUACUGAUCUAAAAAAGGACUUUGGUAGCAUCUCGCCUUCCAAUCCUCCUUCAUCGGUAGUCUUCACUUUCACUGGUCAGGGUUCACAGUAUGCUGGCAUGGGGAAACAGCUCUUUGCCACUUCCCCUAGAUUUCGCAAGACUGUGGAGUCACUACAAGACGUGUGCACUUGGCAUGGCUUCCCUUCCUUCAUUGAUCUGAUUGCAUCUGGCGAUGUUGAAAUUGGAGCCUAUAGUGCAGUUCAAGUUCAGCUUGCCAUUGCGGUUAUCGAGUUGGCUUUGGCUGACUUGUGGAAGUCUUGGGGCAUUGAGCCAGAUGUUGUUAUUGGCUACAGCCUAGGCGAAUACGCCGCUUUGCAUGUGGCCGGCGUUCUCUCAGUCCAUGAUGUGUUGUACAUUGUUGGGAAACGCGCAACGCUUAUUCAAGAGAAAUGUACUCCAGGAACGCAUGCUAUGUUGGCAGUCCAGGCAUCUGAAAGCGACAUCAAGGACAAGCUGCUUGCAUACCCGUCGUGCGAAGUGUCUUGCAAAGGAGCGCCAAACUCCAACGUUGUUAGUGGGCCAGCGGAUGAUAUCGUUAAUCUUCAAAGUCAGAUGAAGAAGGAAGGCUACUCAAGCACUUUACUUGAGAUCCCCUAUGGAUUCCAUAGUUCUCAAGUGGACCCGAUUCUAGAGGAGUUCGGAGAGCUACUCGACGGGAUCAACUUUGCUAAGCCACGCAUUCCAGUAGCAUCCACAUUGAAGGGCGCUAUCGUGACAGAGGAAGGAGUCUUUUCACCCUCCUAUCUAGAAGAUCAAGCUCGCCAGCCUGUUGACUUUGUCGGUGCACUCAAGGCUUGCCAGGCUGCAAAUCUUAUUGAUGAUAAGACUGUAUGGAUUGAGAUUGGCCCAAAACCUGUCCUUUCUGCACUUACUGCCGCAAGUCUUGGCAUCAGCCGAGACAAACUCCUCUAUACAAUCUCCAACAAGGACGAGAAUUGGAAGACUAUCUCAGCCUCAACAACAUCUGCCUAUCUGUGUGCGCUACCUCUUAGCUGGACCAAAUUUCACAAAGACUACACAGAGUUCCUUACGCUGCUUCAGCUACCCACUUAUGCGUUUGACCUGAAGAAAUACUGGGUUACAACCAAAAGUGCUACUCCGCCAGUUGAACCCGCGCCAGUACCAGAAAAGAUUACAACACCAUUAGUGCCAGGGUUUCCAAAUGCCAGCCUUCAACGUGUUAAAGAGGAAUCGAUCGAGGCAUCAAAAGCAACAGUUACCUUUGAGUCAAUGACAUGCGAACCAACGCUACUACCCAUUAUACAAGGACAUCUCAUCAACGGGGUGCCACUCUGCCCAGCUAGUGCAUUCAUGGAUAUGGCGUUUUCUGCAGCCAAAUAUCUUUACCUGAGGAUAAACCCUGGGAGCUCAGUACCCGCAAUGUCUCUUACAGGUUUAAAUAUCAUCCAUCCUUUGAUACCAGAUCCUAGGAAGAAGCCCGAUCAAACAGUCAUCAUUAAGGCCGAGAAGGUGGCUAAUAGCCAGACUGUAAACAUCAACUUCAAGUCUCGCUGCGGUAAGUUCUCUGAUGAUCAUGGCAGCUGCCAAGUUCAUUUCAGCGACGAGAAGCAGUGGAAAGCUGAGUGGUCCAACAAUGCCUAUUUCAUCGAUUCAGCUAAAAGCAGUCUCGUUCAACGCGCCAUGGCGGGAACUGGCCACCGUCUUCACAAAAAGGUGGUUUACAAGCUGUUUGCCAAUCUUGUACGCUAUGAUGAGCCUUUCCAGGCUAUGCAAGAGGUGUUUGUUGAGGAAGACUUCAGCAGUGAUGCCGUUGCAAUUGUGAAGCUCUCUCCAGCUAAUCAGUCGCGGUUCACCUUUAGCCCUUACUGGUCUGACUCACUUAUCCAUGUUGCUGGAUUCGUGCUGAAUGGAAAGCCGAAUGUUGACGAUGAUAACCAUUGGAUUGCUAGUGGCUUCGGAAGCUUUCGUGCGCUACAGAGUGUUCAGCCAGGAGUUACAUAUGAGAGCUAUGUUCAUAUACGUCCGGGUGCUGGUCAAAAUACAGCUCAUUGCGAUGUCUACAUCUUUGAAGGCAACGAGAUAGUUGGGUCUAGCACUGGAAUCAUAUUCACGCGAAUGUCGCGCCGGGUCUUGGAAGCUGUUAUUGGAAAAGGCGACACUUACAAUAGCAGUGCUCCUACGCCAGCAAAACCAUCCGCCGUUCCCACCAAGGCGCUGCCUCAAUCGAAAGUCGAAGUCUUCCAGAGCGGCCGAACAUCUCCGUCUCUAUCUGACACAGAGAGCGGAGAGACGCCUGGUACUUCUGUCGAUGGUGACGAUGCAGAUGAGGUCAUCUCUAUUAUUCUUGCCAAAACUGGAUUUGACGCGGCUGAUGCUGAGCCGUUUACUAAAAUUACGGACAUGGGACUUGACUCACUCCUGACUAUUGAAGUUAUCAGUGAGCUUAAAAACAGCCUUGGAUUGGAACUCCCGGCUUCUUUCUUUAACCACAAUCCUACUAUUGCGGAUGUGAGAAGGGCACUUGGAAAUGAUGACAAGCCGGCCCCGAAGCCCAAGAAGAAAAAGGCUUCUGUUGUGGCUCCUGUGGUGACUCCUGUGGCGGCUUCUACAUAUGCGCCUACACCUAGUUCUUCUGAAAGCGAUGCAGAGAUGGCUAUUUCUACUAUUCUUGCUAAAACCGGAUUCGAUCCGGCUGACGUUGAGCCCAACCAAAGCGCGGCGGAAGAGCCUGCAGCGAAGAACACAAGACCCAUUUCCAGCUAUCAUAGCAACGUCGUGCUUGUUCAAGGAAGAUCCAAGUCAAAGAAGACUCCGCUCUUCUUAGUUACAGACGGUGCCGGAUCCUCAAUGUCCUAUAUGCAUCUUCCGCCUCUAUUUUCUGGCGAUAACCCAGUCUAUACAUGCGAAUCUCCCUUCCUUGACAAGCCAGAAGACUUCACCUAUACUAUCGAAGAGGUGUCGGACCUCUACGCAGAGGCCAUUCGCAAGAUACAGCCCCAUGGCCCAUAUCUUCUAGGCGGUUGGUCCCUUGGCGGUUUAUACGCCUUUGAGGUCAGUAAGCGGUUUAUAAACGCUGGUGAAGUAGUCAAGGGCCUGUUUGUCCUCGACUUCAAAUUCCCGAUGGCUUCGAAAGCAAAGAAUCAGAUUGUUCCAUCCAUGGAGAUGGUGGAGAUGAUUGGUGUCGCAAACGGUGUCAAUAUUCCUGGUAAAGGGUUCAUAAUAGCCCCUUCAUCCCCAAAGACUAAGCUGCACUCACUCCAGUCUGUGAGGGCAGCGGUCAAGUAUGUCCUUGACCCGAUGAAGCCUGGUCGAGCACCUUUGAAUACAUAUGUGAUAUGGGCAGGACAAGGUCUUGAGACUCUCUUAGGCGGCAUUCCGGCAGGAAUCGAAGAGAUACUCAAACAAGAAAAGCUUCAUUCAGACCCGGAUACCGAUACCCAAGCAUAUACCAUGUUGCUGUGGUUUUUCGGCAAGCGUAAGGAGCAAGAGGGCCCAGACGGGUGGGAUGUAGCAACGCAGAGCGAGGUUCAUUGUUCGUCUCUACCUUGCGACCAUUUCUCGAUGGUUAACAAGUCUUUUGUAAGUCCUUUCUAUCCAAUCAGAUUAAGAAAAUAG
Trichoderma atroviride IMI 206040 is the source of this 6255-nucleotide messenger RNA. Lineage: Eukaryota; Fungi; Ascomycota; Sordariomycetes; Hypocreales; Hypocreaceae. The record is from RefSeq and is a predicted model, not a curated record.